Molecule: messenger RNA, 3032 nt
Organism: Notolabrus celidotus (New Zealand spotty)
Lineage: Eukaryota; Metazoa; Chordata; Actinopteri; Labriformes; Labridae
Gene: fbxw10
Product: F-box and WD repeat domain containing 10
Exons: 12
Coding region: 68-2707 (879 amino acids)
Molecular function (GO): protein binding
Source: RefSeq, a predicted model, not a curated record
ACCUCAGCUGUGUCUUAGCAACAUUAACCCUAACACACAGCUGUAGUAAAGAGCUGAAAGCAUCAAAAUGAAGUCUGUUAGACUCGGGAGGAGUGUUUCAGCGCGCGAGCUCCACAUUACACCUGCCGCAGGUUGUGUCAGUAUGUGCGGGAUGUGUCCCUCGUGCGCCUUUGCUGCAGACCCCCCGUGCUCCGUUCAGUGUCCAUGGGAAGUUUCAGAUGACUUCAAGAGGAGGUUCCUCGUGGGGCUUCUGUUAAAGUGCAGGGACAUCAACAUGCUCGAGAACAUCCAGAGAGCGCUGGGUGUCACAUCGUGGACUUUAUUCACCUACACCAGGUCCAGGAGCCGGACUUCACCUCAGCAUCAUCCCGGUCCCACUAAAGACAGGGGGCAGCAUGGGAGACCGGUGGGCAUGGAUCUGAAUGGGAUCUGGAGCUGGUUCAACAGCAGCGCUGAGUGGUUGAAACUGCGCUAUCUCUGCAGACUGUUCUCCUUCUGUGACUCUGAGCUGCUUCACGUGGUCUCUAAUUUAACCAGUGUGCUUCUAGUCAGAGAGCAGAGAGGAGUUCUGCUACCUAAUGUGAGCAGCAAAAAUAAAAAACAGCAUCAUACGGAUGCAGAUGAAGACUCAGAGGACCCUGCUCUUAUGGUGGUUCCUGGAUCCUUUAGGUCUGUAUCUGGAGUCAGCCGAUACAGGGACUUCAUAGGCUGCCUACAUGUGGAUCUGGCCAAGAGGAUAUUAGGUCUGUUGGACGAACACACUCUGAGACUUUGCCAGAAGGUUUGUCGAUACUGGCAGCACCUCGCUCAGGAAACCAUGGAGGAAUUCAAGUUAGCCAGGAAGUUUCAGGAUAAAACGAAGGCCAUGAUGGAGAGGGGUGAAGGUAAUAACAUGGUGAGCCCUACUUAUGCCAAAGUUAUUGACGUGCCUGUUCCUGCGAAGGAUGAUGAAGAACAAGAUAUUCAACCCCAUGCCCGAAAGCUUAAGCCUUUUGCAGCUGCAUACGCCAAAAUCAAAACCAAGACGGUGCAAAUGGAAGAGCGAAAUGUUUACUGUGGUGCAUAUUACACCUCCGUCCUGCUUGACAAAGUAGACCCUCAUCGUGUGGUGGACUACAGAGGCAGGACUUUAAUGGCCACGGGCUCAAAGGACCGGGUGGUGAAUCUGCUUUACGUGGCGUCACAAACUAAAACCUUGUCGGUGCUGAAGGGCCACAUCGGCAGCAUCAAAGUGGUGUUUCUCUGUGAGGACCGAGACCUGCUGAUAACUGCCAGCUGUGACUCAAGCAUCAGGUGCUGGAAUCUGAAGACUGACGCCUGUGAGAUGAUGCUGUACGGUCACACUGGAGCUGUGAACUGUCUGGAUGUUCAUGCUCAUAAGCUGGUUUCUGGAGCCAGAGACUGUCUGGUUAAAGUUUGGAGUCUACAGACAGGGAAGCACCUUGAUGAUUUAAACUUCAAGCACUCAAGUCCUGUCCAGUGUGUGAAGAUCACCAAAACAAGAGUGUACAGCAGCUGUAACCGAGGAUUUAUCAAAAUAUGGGACGUGGAGAACGGCGCACUGCUCAGGAUGAUCAAUGCGCACAAAAGCGCAGUGAAGUGUCUGUUCCUGGACGAGUGGCACCUCUUAUCCGGGGACUGUAACGGUCAGGUCAUGGCCUGGAGCGUCAGCUGUGACGUUCAAGACUCUCUAAUGACAUUCAACCACCCAAAGGAGGUGAAAUCUCUGACUCUUGUGUACCUCCGUGUCAUCACCGGCUGUGCGGACGGAAGGAUUCGAGUGUUUAAUUUCCUCACCGGAGAUUGUCUGAGAGAGAUCAAGGCAGAAGCUGAGGAAGGAUGCAUCCUGUCCUUGCACUUCCAUGACAACAGUAUUUUAGUGAACGCAAAAUCCAGUGUGAAGCGCUACCAGUUUGCCAAAGUGUUCUGGGAUUACACAGAGACCACAGGGAGAGGAAGAGAUUAUGUAGUGACUCAGGAUCUCAGCACAAAGGUGGCUCCACCUGGUUUAAUGAAGCAUGACUGCAACAACAAACCAAAGAGAUCUGAGAUGCUUCAACACAACAGCUUCCCAUCUUUACGAGGAGCACAAGGCAGAGAGCGCUGUAAGAGUGCUGAGUCGGUGCUGCUGAGCGAGAAGGCAGCAAGUGAAAGGAUCAAGAAGAGAGGCCUUCAUCAUCCUCUGACACGGGACUCCAUCCUCCUCAGGGUCAGCGCAAUGCAGCGAGCUCGGUUCAAGGAUGAAGUCAGCAUCAACAUGGAGUGCAACGCCAGGCUGCGGGACUCCUGGGGUCCUCACACAUCCGAUACUCAGAUUAACCCAACAAAGCCGACACAGGACGCUGAUCACAGGAGGCCAAAGACCUGUGUUCCCGUUCUAAGACCGGCUGUCAGUCCAAGUAUGAAAAACACAAUGCGAGGCAGAGCUCAGUGUCACAGUGCCGACACAUGCAGACCCAACAGGAGAGUUAGUGGAUUCAUCGCAGAGAGGCCACGAGCUCUUGUGACAAGAUCGCUACCUAAUCCAGAGCGCUCUGUGAAAACCAGCACCAGCUUACCCAGGAUCAGUCCUGUGAGUCCAGUGAGGGAGCGGGGAGGAUUCAGGCUGAUCACAGAGAGCCAGAUGGAGAAAUGUGAACACUCCAAGAGGGAAGUCACACUCAGACGGGAGCAAAACCUGACCAGGAAAGGAGAGAAAACACUGUGAGGAGAGAGAGAGAGAGAUAAUAUGUGUUACACUGGCAUAAUCACACCACGUUUUCUUUCCAUCUCUGUCCAAAGCGCCUUCUUUUCAAACUGUUGUUUUAUUAAAGGUCCACUAGGGGUCAGUAUUGUAUCAAAUGAUUGUUUAGACCAGGACCCAGAGUUAAUAUGCAGAAGGCAGCAUGGCUUAAAGUUUUUAUCCUUUUUACUUUUUAAAAACUGUUACCAUGCAGUUUAGGGAAGAUUUUUUUCUUCUGUAACUAAAUGAACUUGAGUUUCCACUUUGAUAUUCUGAAUUUAUUCAAAUAAAGUGAGAAGCUUGUAGUUUU